This is a messenger RNA of Coregonus clupeaformis (lake whitefish), 2097 nucleotides long. RefSeq lists its product as uncharacterized. Gene Ontology annotation, molecular function: protein dimerization activity. The record is from RefSeq and is a predicted model, not a curated record. The coding region runs from base 887 to 1651 and encodes 254 amino acids. The transcript has 3 exons. NCBI's taxonomy places the organism in Eukaryota, Metazoa, Chordata, Actinopteri, Salmoniformes, Salmonidae.
UGUACACCAUAUUAAGAAGUAUGGAGAACUGAUGGCAAACACACUGAAGAGAAAACAUGCCCCUAAGACUCCCUCCAACAUCAAGCAGAGCACAUUAUUGAAGUGUCUCAAAAAUCCAUCGACAAAGCUGUGGUGAAGUAUGUGGUCCAAGGGUUCCAACCAUUCGCUGUUGUUGAACAAGAACCGUUCAGAGAGUUUGUCCAGGAUCUGCAGCCGAACUCAAAUAUCAUAUCAAGGCCCACACUGCGCUCCAGGAUUGAUGAAGCCUCCACGGAAAUGAAGAAGAAGGUGACCGAGGCCAUGAGAGGAGUUGACCACAUCACCACCGACUGCUGGCCUGCAAGAAGACGGAGCUUCAUUGGUGUUACAGCCCACUGGAUAGACCCUGACAGUCUCAACAGAUGCUCUUCAGCCCUGGCCUGUAAACGGUUGAGAGGAUCGCACACCUUUGAUGUGUUGGCAGGCGCCCUAAAUGACAUCCAUUCUGAGUUUGAAAUCCGGGGUAAGAUUGUGAGAACAACAACAGACAACGGCUGGUGGUGAAGCAGCUCAGCCAGGACAGGAAGAUGGUGAAGAGGAACAAGAGGAGAGUGAAGAAGUGGAGUUUGUUGAUGUGGCAACGAUCCUGAAUGAGGAUUAUGGUUUUGAUUACCAGCUGCCGAAGCGCCAGCGCUGUGCUUGCCACCUACUCAACUUAGCAUCUACAGUCGAUGCCCUGAAAGCAACAUCCAGUGAGGCUAACAAAAAAGUGUCCAGUUCAACAUUUGGCAAGUGCCAAGCACUUUGGAACAAAUACGGAAGAUCCACACUUGCAGCCGAAACGGUUGAAGAUGCUUGCGACCUCCAGCUGCUGCCCCCGAAUGCUACAAAGUGGAACUCCUGGUUCAUGGCUGUAGAAAGACUCCUGAGGAUCGUCAAAGACAAAGGAGAGGCGGCCGUCAGAGUUCUCUGCCCAGACUUCGAAGUUCCAAUGUUCAAUCCAGCUGAACUCACCUUCCUCACAGAGUAUGCUGCCACCAUGAGCCCAGUCACAAAGGCCAUCAACAUCCUGCAGGCUGAAACCAAUGUCCAGAUGGGGUGGCUACUUCCAUCUAUCAACCUGCUGAUCACAAAACUUGACCGAUUCAAGUUGUCCCUGAGGUACUGUAAGCCUCUGGUGGAUGCGCUACAACUGGGACUGAAGAAACGCUUUAGCCACAUGUUUCACGACCCUGAGCUGAUCGCAGCUGCAAUCCUUCUCCCCAAAUUCAAAACAACGUGGACAAAGGAUGACGCCACCAUCAGAAUGGGAAUGGACUACAUCAAGGACCACCUGGAAGAACCCUUGCUGCAGCUAGGUGAUGGCACCAGUUCAUCAGAUGAAGAGGACUUCUUCUCUGCCAUGAAGACGUCUCAAGCACAAGAAAGCUCCAAACAGCUGGACGGAUACCUGGCCUGUUCAGCUGAUCAUAUGGAGUUGCUCAAGUCCUUCCCGGCAGUCUGUAAGUUGUGUCUGAGGCUAAACACACCCUUACCUGCAUCAGCUACAUCUGAAAGGCUGUUCAGCAUUGCAGGACUUGUUUUCAGCCCCAGGAGAGCAAGGCUGGAUUCCAGAAACGUUGAAAACCAGCUUUUACUGAAGAUGAACCAUAAAUUCUUCAACUUCAAGUAAUGACAGUUUAACGCUAGCAAGCCCAAGGACACGGAUACCUAAUGCUUUUUGUUACUUUGUGUUUAAAAUUCACAAGUUAUAGGCGUCCUUGUUACAAAGGCAUGACCUGACACAAUGAUUUCUAAUACAGUUCUAUCAGUGGUGAUGUCCUCAUAUUCCUACAGUGCAGUUCUGUACAUGUACUUUUGAUAAGCUCAUCAACAUUUAUUUAUUUUUUAAAUAGGGUUCUAUUAUAGGAAGUUUUUUCUAAAGCAAAGUGACUGUGAUUGUAACUGCUUACGUUUACUGGCUAUAUUCCUUCAUUAUUAAGGCAUAAUUCUAUUUUGUCUGUAAGAGAUGUAUUUUGAAGUGUUGCCUAUUUGAGAAUCCACUUAAUUUUUUUAUCUGAGCUCUUCUUGUAUCCGUAAGACUGUUACCUUUCAGAAAAGCUCAAACCAAAUAAAAGG